Metarhizium acridum CQMa 102 is the source of this 819-nucleotide messenger RNA. RefSeq lists its product as uncharacterized. Lineage: Eukaryota; Fungi; Ascomycota; Sordariomycetes; Hypocreales; Clavicipitaceae. The record is from RefSeq and is a predicted model, not a curated record.
AUGACGAAGACUACCAAAACUAUCAUGGCUGCAGAUGACCUGAUGUACCUGGGCAGUUCGUUCCAGAGGCCAGCGGACCUACAACAAACAUCCAGUGUCCCACAAUCAGAUCCCCCAAGCAUCAACGGGAGCUAUUGCACACAGCCUUUCCGCAACGACUGUGAUUCCCGCGAAUGGAAGUUCGGGGAUGAGGUAAAGACCAUAUGCCCAGCUAGCCUACACUUCGAAGGAUGCAGACUACUGGCUACUGAUACCCCAUUCUUACCGGACCAUGCCAAUGAUGUCCCGAUUAACGAUGAUUUCAACUGGUUAUGCGACACACCAGAGCAAGACUUCAACUACGAACCCGAGGAAGAUGAAUGCAGCUGGCUAGAGAUCGCGGAGCUUGUCGAGAUCUUCUAUGACAGCGGUUCUCCAGGCUACCAUUCCAUUGGCCCAACAAGCAAACACAUGCAAAGCCGAGGCCGCACGGAAAAUCUUUGCCGCCAUACACCUAACAACAUCACACACGGUACGUCGACGCUGGCAAGCUCCACACCCAGCACUUCAUCUUUUUUCACUGAAGCUCACGCCCAAGAUCAUUCCACACCUCCGGAAUCACGGCAUCCCGAGAUUGGCAGCUCAUCAACGUUCUCAAGAGAAGCCAUGAAAAAUGUACAAGUAAUCGACCUAACAGGGGAUGAUAACUAUCCAUUACUGGAGCCAUUGCUCUCGCCGACACACGUCUUACCAAAAAAGAAACCCACCGCGAGACCACAUGCUGUUAUUAACCUCACCCAAUAUAACUUGGACAAGGACGACGAGAAAAUGAAAGCCUAG